CCGGAAACCCUACGAACCUUCAGCUCUUCCACCCCCCCGAAUCGCUCCGCUCCGACCAGGAAGCCGAUCUCGCCGGAAUCGGCCUCCCCUCCUUCCCUCCGAUCGUCCCUUGCGAUAGCGUGAACCGAGCGUGCCUCUCCGCCGGUCGCGGCCGCGGGGCGAGCUCAAUUUCCGGCCUCGCCAGCUCCCCUAAUCCUCGCCGAUCCUUCCCCCCUCCCCCUCCCCACGCCGAUCGACCUCCGAUGCACGCGACGGCCACGGCCCCGGUGCAGCGUCGCGGGAACGCCCUGAGCGACGCCGUGGACGCGACCCCGCUCCUCUCGCACUCCGUGGCCGACCACCUCCUCCGCAGCCGGCGGUUCCUGCGCCGCCCCGUGCUGCCCCUCCGCGGCGCGGCGGCGCGGCUCCUGCGCCGGGCCAGCGGCCGGCGCAUGAUGCUCCGCGAGCCGUCGAUGCAGGUCCGCGAGAACGCCGCCGAGCAGCUGGAGACGCGCCAGGGCGACUGGGCAUACUCGAAGCCCAUCGUGGCCCUCGACGUCCUCUGGAACCUCGCGUUCGUCGGCGUCGCUCUUAGCGUCGUCGCGCUGAGCCGGAACGAGAGGCCCGAGGUGCCCCUGCGGCUGUGGGUUGUUGUGUACGCGUUUCAGUGCCUGUUGCAUGUGGCGUGCGUCGUUGGGGAGUACAAGCGGCGGCGUAGGGAGGUGGAGUACACGGGAUUGGGUGGGAGCGGCGCCUGGGGUCCUGGCGAUUUGAAUGCUUACCUGAGUACAGCUUCCCGUUCCGGGAGCGACGGAGGCGAAUCAGACGAUUACGCGAAUGAUCAGAGCAGAGAUGACGAAGAAACCAGCGUCUCGAAGCAUUUCGAGUCUGCAAAUACAAUGUUUUCAUUCAUCUGGUGGAUAAUCGGGUUCUACUGGGUAACUGCUGGUGGCCAAGACCUGAUUCGCGAUUCACCUCAGCUCUACUGGCUCUGUAUAUCAUUUCUGGCGUUUGAUGUGGUUUUCGUUGUUAUCUGCGUUGCUAUUGCGUGCCUGAUUGGUAUUGCAAUAUGCUGCUGUCUCCCAUGUAUAAUCGCAAUCCUGUAUGCUGUGGCAGAUCAGGAAGGAGCAACACAGGAGGAGAUCAAUCAGUUGCCUACGUACAAGUUCCGCAGGUUAGGUGAUUAUGACAAAGCUAAUGAGGAAACUCAGCCAUCGUCUGGAGGGAUACUGACGGAAUGUGACAGCAGCACAACUAUUGAGCGUGUUCUAUCGCAGGAGGAUGCUGAAUGCUGCAUCUGCCUCUCUGCUUACGAAGAUGGAUCGGAGUUGAGAGAACUUCCCUGCCGUCACCACUUCCACUGCGGUUGCAUCGACAAGUGGCUGUACAUUAAUGCAAUUUGCCCCCUCUGCAAGUUCAACAUUCUAAAGUCUCAGAACCAGAGUGGGAGCGACGUAGCGUGAAGAAUUUUAGGUUUUUUUAGGGAUAGAAGGUUGAAGAUCUCGUCUUUGUCGACAUGCUUAUGCUAGGCGCUCCGGCACUUAGGAGAGCUUUCCUGUUGCUCCUGCUCUAAGUCAUGCAUUCUUAACGAGCUACUUUGGUCGUGUUAGCACCUAGGAGGGUCUCCUGUUGGUCAUGCUGUUCAUAUUUAUAUAUGGCUUGGGCAGUUUAUGAUGAAUCCUUUCCUGUGUAAAUUGUAAAGGAUCAUCUCAAUCAUAUGUAUUUGCUAA
Molecule: messenger RNA, 1709 nt
Organism: Syzygium oleosum
Lineage: Eukaryota; Viridiplantae; Streptophyta; Magnoliopsida; Myrtales; Myrtaceae
Product: E3 ubiquitin-protein ligase At1g63170-like
Exons: 5
Coding region: 243-1442 (399 amino acids)
Source: RefSeq, a predicted model, not a curated record